UGAAGAAGAUCAGGUGUUCGGUUCCGCGAGCCCACGCGUAUCUCGAGGCCCCACGCCGAGAAGAAAACGCGAGGUCCCGUUCGGGCUGCCCGUUUCGAUCGAAGCUCCGCGCCAUGGAUGAACUCCUGGACGAAGUCUCGGAGCCUAUCAUCGAGUAUCACUCGAGCGAUUCUGAACAAGACGAGGAAUCCGACUACAGAGCGGACUACCUCAAGUUCACCAUAUUUCUGCUGCUAGCAUGCUUCCUGAAGGCGUUCCAGCGCCCACUGCGCGUGCCCUACAUGAGCUGGCUGUUCCUGCUGACCACGGUCCUGCUGUGCCUGAUGUCGUUGACGGGCUCGCUGCGGAGGAGCAGCGGCCUGGUCGCCGGGGUCGGCGUGCAGGCCAUCCGCGCUUUCCUGCCGGCAUUCGUGGUGCACACGACGCAGGGCAUCAACAACUACAUCUUCCGCCGGUGCCACGUCGAGAUCAUGGUCUUCUCCGUCGGAACAUUCAGUUUGACCAUCGUGAUGGCUUCAGUCUACGCGUUUCACAGGGUAGCCGACGGAACAUGGAGCCCGAGGGAGUGCGUCUUCUUCGGCCUCUUCAUGUGCUCUGUCGAGAGAGUGCCCUUGAGUAACAUCAUCUUUGACGAAGGUCGCUAUCCUGUAGUCGCCACAAUGAUUCAGUCAGAGGCCCUAUUCAACGCAGGCAUGACGUGGUCCGUCUUUGGCUUUCUUAGUGGAAACGCAUAUCAGUACAACGACAUCCUUAUGUUCCCGGUUCAAAACCAGCUGGUGGCGGUGAUUGUGGGCUGUACCCUUGGUGCUGCCACGAUGCGUGUGCUGAAAAUAGUCUCCUACGGCACCGACUCGGUCAUCGUGGUGGUCAUGUGCGGCACCUACCUCACCUUUUUCCUGCUCGAGUCGGUCCACAGCUCGGGAGUCACCGGCGUCAUCGUCUACACCAUGGUGGUCACGUCGGACCGACUCAUCUCCUGCUCAGAGCUUGAAAGCUCGCUUGAGUCGUACUGGGCGGUGUUAUUCGACUGGACUGCAACGCUGACCACGUUCAUAUGUGCGACGUUCACGGCCUACAUGAUUGUCUACUACUUCCGCACAUACGACUGGCAGGACAUACUGCUCUGCUACAUCGCCAAGAUGACCAUGCGGUGUCUGGCGGUGUUGAUGCUGUACCCGUUCAUCGGUCACUUUGGCUACCGCAUUACGGCCAAGCAAGCAAUCGUGCUGGCCGGCAUGGGCCUCAAGGGCACCUACAUCGUCUCCCUCGCCACGCUCUACCACAUCACGCACCAGGACACCCACACCGAGAACCUAACUAAGUCAUUCAUGUACGUCACCACGGACAUGGUCCUCACGCAGUUCAUAAACGCCUCCCUCGUUCCGUUCCUGCUCAAGACGCUCGGCAUCCUCGACGUGUCCGAGGUGGAGUGGCACACGAUGAAGGACGCCGUAGCGUACCUGCAGGAAGCGGUGGACGUGGCGGCACACGUGAGCCGCAACAACCCCUACUUCCUGGUGGCGGACAAGAAGUGGGUCAUGCGCAACACACGCAUUCGGAACCCGCUCGAGGUCAUGCUUCGAUAUAAGAGGACCGAGAAGGUGCGCAGCUCCCGCAGAAGACACCAAGCCGAGGUCCUCGCGGUAGAGAACGUACUCCGCAUAGAAUCGGUGAGCUACAGUCGGCAGCACAGGCAGGGCGUGGUGCAGAAGCAGACCAUGAUGGCCCUUCUUGCGGCGCUGCAGUAUCCCUACGACAAGAAAAUGUACCUGGACAUCGACAUCAUCAACUCACUUGUCGAUAUUCCGCAAUGGAUUCUCUGGGUGAAGGACCGGCUGGGCGAACCGCUCCACGAGGAGACCGAGCUGGACGACGACUCGGUGUCCCUGUCGGAGAAGCUGAUGAAGCCGCUCAACGAACGCCUCAUGGACCUGUUCGAGCACGACUGCUACGAGGUGAUCAUCACCAACACCACGCUGGCCUUCGUGCUGCUCCUUGUGGGACUGCUGCGUGCCGCCGUCUACAGCAACGAGCGAUUCUUCACGGUCGCCAUGCUCGUGGAGUUCAUCUACCAGGUGGCCUUCUUCGUCGAGGUCGCCACCAUGCUGUCAGCGUACGGCCAGAAGAUCGUUAACCUCGACAACUACAACAAGCUGGACCUAAUUCUACUGGCGUCGUGCAUGGCGGUGUUCUUUGUCCACGUGGUCGUGCAUUUUGUGAGUGCGGGCCCAAAAUACGAACAGAUGCUCAGCAUCCUCUUCAUCGUCGUCAUCUCCGCCCGCUUCACGCACGCCAUCAAAUACGUCGAGCUGCUUCUAGUCCAGUGUGCGCAGCUGAUCCACAGGGCCCUGGACACCGUCAUCUACUCGGCGUACGAAGCCGGUCACGCCAUCGUCAUCGGCGAAGAGGAGGUCCAGAGGAACGUCUGGAAGUUCGUCGAGUCGGCCGACAUUGCCAUGGAGAUCCGCGGCCGCGCCACGCUCAACCGACUGCUCGUCCUCCAGAAGCUCGCGGAGAUCCAGUCUCGCUUCCCAGGAAUAAUGGUUUCGUUCCGGAGCCGUCAGGCCAGCACCACGAUACUUAACGACCUGAGCAAGCAAAUCAACGAGAUGCAGCGGGACGGCGUUCUAGACUCUGAAGACUACAAGAGCCUGCGCUUGUCUGUCCACAAUCGACACAUGUACAUCCUCUCCGAGGCGUGUAGCUUGCCCACCAGCUACAAACCGAUAGCGAUGCUCAGAGUCAUUCCGUGGAUCAACUCUGACAGCAUACGCCAAUUUUUAGCUAUCAAAAUCAAACCGAUGUCCUACGCCCCAGCCGAAGUCAUCGUCGAGAGGGAGGAAGAGAAUGACAUUAUACUGACCUAUUCUGGUAUAUUGAAGAUCGAGGGUGAGUACGACGAGCGUGGUGACGGGGCCCUGCCCAACUCGGCAUCGACGCUUUUCUUCUUCAACGAGGGCUACUUCGUCGACUACGUGCCCGCACCCGCCUGCAUCGGUGACCUCGGCCUCGUAACUGAGGAGCCCUCCAUGACGCGAGUCAUCGCCGAGACGCAGGUCAACGGUUACAUGAUCCCAAGAGAACGAGUGAUGGAAGCUAUAGGAAUCUUCACGAACGCACCGAGUUUUCUAUACGACAUCUGGGCAUACAUUGCGAGAAAUAUAGGACUCUUGGUUCUACAAACGCAUCCCAAAUACCAGACAUGGCCGCUUGAGAAGAUCCAGCGUCGCUUGGACUCCUUCCUAAUGCCCAACUUGGAGAUCGCGACUAAGUUCAUUCUGACGCCUGACAUCCACGAUGUCAUUCUGAUUCAGGGCGUCGCUAUUGACAGCGAGACGCAGGAGUACCUGAUUGGUCCCAUGUACGUUCCUCGCACCACUCGCAGGCUCAGCUUCCCGGGCAUCUUUCACGACCGGGUGAGACCUGUGGUGAUAGUGAUGGCAGACAAGCGCUACCGUUUGCCCCAGGAGAUAGACUGGCUCCAGCGCAACGAGGGUGCGGAAAAGAACUACGAGGAAAUCAUGAAGCAAGAAUUUGGAGAAGAGCAGAUGUACAUCCAGGAGGACUUUUGACCUGGUCCUUGGUCACUCUUGUCCCAGCACGAAUUCGGGCAGAGUUCGUGUAAAUAAUGCACACAAAAAAUUAAGCGUGAUAAUUUGCUAAGGAAACUUUCGUUUACUCCCGAGCAGCAGUUUCUUUUUACGUUUUCUUAAAUCUAGUGAAGAUGUCUGUGACCUUUGGUUUUAACUUGAUUUGUUGGAAUGUUUACCUACUCAAGUGAAAGCGUGUGUGGCUUUUGCCUUCGAA
Molecule: messenger RNA, 3807 nt
Organism: Dermacentor albipictus
Lineage: Eukaryota; Metazoa; Arthropoda; Arachnida; Ixodida; Ixodidae
Product: sperm-specific sodium:proton exchanger-like
Biological process (GO): potassium ion transmembrane transport; proton transmembrane transport; regulation of intracellular pH
Cellular component (GO): plasma membrane
Molecular function (GO): potassium:proton antiporter activity; sodium:proton antiporter activity
Source: RefSeq, a predicted model, not a curated record